GUCUUUUGGCGGGGCCGUGCAUUUGCGAGCGCAAAAGAGAAACCAGAGGAGCAUCGGCACGUGCAAGGAGAGAAGGGGGCAAUGGCAGAGGCAGUGCAAAAGAAGCUACAGGGGGAGCUAGAGAAAUAUCAGCAGCUACAGAAAGAUAUCAGCAAAUGCAUGACAGCCCGUCAGAAGCUGGAGGCUCAGUUGACGGAGAACCACGUGGUGAAGGAGGAACUGGACCUGCUGGACGCCUCUAACUCCGUAUACAAACUCAUAGGGCCUGUGCUGGUGAAGCAGGACACGGAGGAGGCCAAAGCAACGGUCGGAAAAAGGCUCGACUAUAUCACAGGGGAGAUCAAACGCUACGAGGCCCAGAUGCAGGACUACGAGCGGAAAUCGGAGCAGCAGCGGGAGGCGCUGGGGCGGCUGCAGCAGGAGUUCCAGAGGGCCCAGGCCAAGGUGGCCGUCAAGACCUGAAGGGGCUGGGGGUCCCGGAGGGAGGGGUGGGCCAGCUGGCCAGCCCCCCAUGCUGCCAGUCAGGCCUUUUGGAUCCUCUCGAAUAAAGCUCUGCUGGACCCUC
This is a messenger RNA of Python bivittatus (Burmese python), 565 nucleotides long. It is a transcript of the gene PFDN6, whose product is annotated as prefoldin subunit 6. Gene Ontology annotation, molecular function: protein-folding chaperone binding. The record is from RefSeq and is a predicted model, not a curated record. Gene Ontology annotation, biological process: protein folding; chaperone-mediated protein complex assembly. Lineage: Eukaryota; Metazoa; Chordata; Lepidosauria; Squamata; Pythonidae. Gene Ontology annotation, cellular component: prefoldin complex; cytoplasm.